This is a messenger RNA of Triticum aestivum (bread wheat), 1030 nucleotides long. RefSeq lists its product as uncharacterized. The record is from RefSeq and is a predicted model, not a curated record. Lineage: Eukaryota; Viridiplantae; Streptophyta; Magnoliopsida; Poales; Poaceae. The coding region runs from base 235 to 543 and encodes 102 amino acids. The transcript has 3 exons.
AAAGUCCGACCGCAUUACAGCCGGGAGGCCCCACCACUACCCACGUCUCUCGCUGCCACAGUUUUGGAAGCCAGAGGCACCGCUGAAUUCCCCCAAUCCAGCGCAGGCUAUGUCCAUCUCGACCCAAAUCCACCGCAGGUCCCCCCAAAUCCACAAGGUCCAUCGCCACGCCAAAUCAAUUCAUGGCGGAAAUUGAAGGGCGCGGGCUGCCGGAGUUCGGUGGUGCUGGUGGUGAUGGAGGAGCACGCGCGCGGCGACAGAGCACCACAAGAGGGGCGAAGGAUCGGGGUAAAGGUCGUUAGCGACACUACGAGUUCCGGCAAGCGAGGAGGCUGUUCGCUGGUCAAAAUCGCGAGCUCACAGGACGUGGGUGCUGGCGGCAGUUCUAUGAUGGAGGUGCGAGAUGAUGCGAUGGAGUGCGCGCGGGGGCAUAGUAGAGUGCACUCUGUCGCGGCGAUGCUGCGUUUCCGGCGAGUAAAGAGGGGACUCGCUGCAGAAAUCCUGAGGAAGGAGUUACAGCAGAUGGAACCACGGGUGAAGUAGCAGAACCCGAAUGGAACCACAGGUGGAACGCACGGGGAAUGAUCGCAGCUAUCACUUUUCCACUUUUGCAUGGGGACCAAAACUUUCCUAAUAGGGCAAGUUGCCAGGAAUCCCUACGGGGCACUCGAUUGCCAGCUAGACGCGUCCAUUAUCAAUUGGUAGCCCGAGUGCGAGACGGUGAUGUGAGUGUAUAUGUGAUAGAUGACCAAUAGAAACCUACACGCAUGGCACACCCCCAACAGUGAACACCAUCUUACAACUCGAACCCACAUGUCUAGUCCAGUACGAUGCACCAAAGAGAUAUCUUUCUAGAGAGCUUAGUAUCUUUAGAAAUACUAGUAGGCGGAGGCACGGCGCAACGGCAUAAGCCCCUCGUUGAAUUUAUUACCAACAAUUAGGCCACGGAUGCAGCAUGUCAAUAGCAAAGCACUUAGAGGUCUAGCCAUAAUGGUGAGACAUUGAUGUACAUGAUGAAGAGAGACUAGCU